Oncorhynchus kisutch (coho salmon) is the source of this 4145-nucleotide messenger RNA. RefSeq names its product zinc finger and BTB domain-containing protein 14. Gene Ontology annotation, molecular function: protein binding; RNA polymerase II cis-regulatory region sequence-specific DNA binding; DNA-binding transcription factor activity, RNA polymerase II-specific. Gene Ontology annotation, biological process: regulation of transcription by RNA polymerase II. Bases 638 to 1798 code for a protein of 386 amino acids. NCBI's taxonomy places the organism in Eukaryota, Metazoa, Chordata, Actinopteri, Salmoniformes, Salmonidae. The record is from RefSeq and is a predicted model, not a curated record. The transcript has 2 exons.
CAGAAAGACCAGGGUUGUUGCGUCGUCUUCGACUGCAGCCUUGCGUGACAACACCAAACCGGAUUCGUGUUUCUGGUAUAGACAUUUUUUCUUCUUCUCGAAGGGGACCAAUCUUAUAUUUACACAUUUCAUCGACCAGUGUAAAUGAACUGUUCUGUUUGAUGUUUUAACUUGGAUAAAAGUUCAGGAAAACCUUCUAAUGGAGGCUUGCUGGGCAAAAUGGCUGGGCUCUCUGAAAUGUGAAACGUACACGGGUCAGCAGUGGUAGCAGAAAUAACUGGCUACGAAAGGGCGUUUUUAUAAUUCCUUAUAACUCGCAGAAAUACCGUUUAUUUUCACCGCUGGGUACAAAACAGUUUUGUAUCCAUAUGCGUUGGGAUUGAAUUUUAUUGCGGAUACCUGCAUUUUUUUUGUCCGACAGUUCCGUGUUGUUUUUAUUUUCCUUCCCCCAAAACCCGAUUGCUGCUUGACUGAUUUGGCAUUGUUACUGCGGUCUGUUAUUGUCUCGUCGUCAGCUGUGGAUACUCUCACUGUUGGAUGGGAACUGACGAACAACAAUAUAUAUACGAAGCAACAGCCGACCGAACACAUUUCAGAAGUUUGCUUUGGUAAAUACCCUCUAAAUAAACCUGCAAUCAUGGGUGAAUUCCUGAAAUACAUCGACUACGAUCACAAGACCAGUUUCCUGAAGAUGUUGAACCAGCAGAGGAUGGAAGGGGACCACUGUGACGUUGUGGUUGUGGUGGAAAACGUUGAGUUCAGAGCUCAUCGCUGUGUCCUGGCCGCCUGCAGCAUCUACUUCAAGAAGCUGUUUAAAAAACAGAACGAUGUGGACAACUCCAUCGUGGAGCUCGACUUCAUCCGUUCAGACAUCUUCGAGGAGGUCCUCAAUUACAUGUACACCGCCAGGCUCGCCGUCCGCAAAAAGGACAUCAACCUCAUGAUGUCAUCCGGACAGGUCCUGGGGAUCACGUUCCUCGACAACCUGUGUUCACAGAAACGUGAGCCCAACAUGAAGCUGAGUCGUGAGAACCAGGCGCCAGGGGACGGUAUGAGAGCCCAGGACGCAAUCCUCAAAGAGCUGGCAAUGGAGGAGGUGAGGAAGAACAGCUUCUAUGAUGGAGGGAUGGAGGCCAUGGGCUCUGGAGGGCCUCACGGGGUCCCUCCUCACUUCGGCGGGAACAUGUCUAAAGACCCCCACAGCGCCCACGGCUGGACCUCCUCUUCCUCCUCCUCCAGCGAUAUGAAGCUUGACUACCUGCUGUACGGCCACCGCUCUGACGGCAUCCACCCGGGAAUGAAACCAGGCGGAGACGGCCCCAAGAAAGACAAGUCCCACCUGGCCCACCGUCCGUUCGCUUGCGAGGUGUGCCCCAAAACCUUUACCACCCAGGCCCACCUCAAAGAGCACCUGAAGAUCCACACGGGCUUUAAACCGCACCGCUGCCUGGUCUGUGGCAAGGCGUUCAUACGAGGGCCCGACUUAAAGCGGCACGAGAGGGUCCACAGCAACGAGAGACCCUUCGGAUGCCAGAUGUGUGAAAAGGCCUUCAAGCACAAGUCCCACCUGCGAGACCACGAGCGGCAGCACAGAGGAGAGAGGCCCUUCAACUGCGGCUCCUGUGAAAAGGCGUUCAUCAAAGCCUCUGACCUGAAGCGCCACUGGAACACGAUGCACAGCCAGCGCAGAACGCUGUCCCCCGCAGCCGCCGCCACCGCCGUCCCUGGCAGCAUCCAGGGAGACGCCGACACGCAGAGCCAGAGGGACUGGAAGCUAGAGGCUGGGCCACAUUCGUAAGGACGGACUGUUACACAGACACACACACACACCAUGCGUAUAUAGUGACAGACACACACACACGUACAUGCACUAACACUCAUGAAUACACAUGUGCACACACACACAAGCACCCAUAAACACAUGAAUACUGGCCCUGUGAUAUGUACUGAGGUGUAACAAUGGGAAGAUGGUGGGAUCAUACAGUGUCCAUUACUGUAAUGACAUAAUGGGCAUGUAGUAAAUAGGAUCCUAUUGAAUUGUAUUUUAUUGAAUCGUUUAGGUUUUAUUUUUUUCCCCACUUCAUGUAGAAAAAAAAAUAAUAAUAAUGUUUAGGCUACUAUCUACUACGACAACUAUUAAUGUAUAUUUUUCACAUUUAAAAGAAAAAAAGAAAAAAAAAGACUGUUGUUAUUUAGACAGACAGGGUUCUUCUUAUUCUAACUAUUUAUUUUACUUUAUUGAAUAUCAGUAACAUUUAAGUGUUUUUUUGUUGUUGUUUAACCUUACUGUAUUUUAAGACAACAACAACAACAACAAAUGGUGAUUCUCUGCAUAACAUUUAGUUGUGUAUUAUCUUUUUACAUGUGGCUGUUUUUAUUGUAAUGAUUGGUUGAUAUGACACUGUAGGAGUCACCAUUCUGCUUUUGAUUACAUACAGGUUAUACCAAAGUCUUGGGCCUUCGAUAGACAGCCGGGUAACAGGUUAAUACCAUGUCGGUUCUGGAAAUAAACCAACAUUCCAAGUCAAAUUUUCCAUCCUCAUUUGGGGGGAAAAUUGGGAAUUAUUGGAAUUUUCAGUUUGCUUGCGGAAUUGGAAUGGAUUUGACCCCUAACCUUUGACAAGCAGUCUGAAGGGGGCUGUUCAUUGUCUGUUCAGCCCAAGCAGCAUGAGUCCGACCAGAUUUACUGUUAUACAGUAUCACUAGCCUGUCAUCAGAGAGAGAUACCACAUCUGUAUCAGUAGCCUGUCAUCAGAGAGAGAUACCACAUCUGUAUCACUAGCCUGUCAUCAGAGAGAGAUACCACAUCUGUAUCACUAGCCUGUCAUCAGAGAGAGAUACCACAUCUGUAUCAGUAGCCUGUCAUCAGAGAGAGAUACCACAUCUGUAUCAGUAGCCUGUCAUCAGAGAGAGAUACCACAUCUGUAUCAGUAGCCUGUCAUCAGAGAGAGAUACCACAUCUGUAUCAGUAGCCUGUCAUCAGAGAGAGAUACCACAUCUGUAUCAGUAGCCUGUCAUCAGAGAGAGAUACCACAUCUGUAUCAGUAGCCUGUCAUCAUAGAGAGAUACCACAUCUGUAUCAGUAGCCUGUCAUCAGAGAGAGAUACCACAUCUGUAUCAGAAGCCUGUCAUCAGAGAGAGAUACCACAUCUGUAUCAGUAGCCUGUCAUCAGAGAGAGAUACCACAUCUGUAUCAGUAGCCUGUCAUCAGAGAGAGAUACCACAUCUGUAUCAGUAGCCUGUCAUCAGCGAGAGAUACCACAUCUGUAUCAGUAGCCUGUCAUCAGAGAGAGAUACCACAUCUGUAUCAGUAGCCUGUCAUCAUAGAGAGAUACCACAUCUGUAUCAGUAGCCUGUCAUCAGAGAGAGAUACCACAUCUGUAUCAGUAGCCUGUCAUCAGAGAGAGAUACCACAUCUGUAUCACUAGCCUGUCAUCAGAGAGAGAUACCACAUCUGUAUCACUAGCCUGUCAUCAGAGAGAGAUACCACAUCUGUAUCAGUAGCCUGUCAUCAGAGAGAGAUACCACAUCUGUAUCAGUAGCCUGUCAUCAGUGAGAGAUACCACAUCUGUAUCAGUAGCCUGUCAUCAGAGAGAGAUACCACAUCGGUAUCACUAGCCUGUCAUCAGAGAGAGAUACCACAUCUGUAUCAGUAGCCUGUCAUCAGAGAGAGAUACCACAUCUGUAUCAGUAGCCUGUCAUCAGAGAGAGAUACCACAUCUGUAUCAGUAGCCUGUCAUCAGAGAGAGAUACCACAUCUGUAUCAGUAGCCUGUCAUCGGAGAGAGAUACCACAUCUGUAUCACUAACCUGUCAUCAGAGAGAGAUACCACAUCGGUAUCAGAGAGCGAUCGAUACACCACGUCUGUAUAUACUGUAGCUUGACUAGUUGCACAAUUAAAAUAUUUAGGACACACAAUUAUGAUAUAUGCACAUAUAAACGUUGUUCUCUUACACUUUGAAAAUAAACCAACAGUUGAUGAAUAGAUAUUUUUUUGGGGGGGGGGGCAUUGUUAUGAUCUGAUUUAUUCUGUUUGUACGUGUAUUUUUAUAAGGGCGUUACUUAGUAUAUGGUAAUAGUUAAGACUGUAACCCAGAACUCAGUAACAAUGUAUAUUUAUGUCAAUACACAUACAUACUAUAGCA